AAGUCAUGUCGUCACUAGUGUCCGUUGUGUUUAGAGUUUUUGGCGGAUUUUUUGACUCGUUAACCACCUACGUAGAAGCAACAUUUUCUAAACGGAUUAUUUUACUUUUAUAGAAAAUGGAAAGAUCCAGGAUGAACCGAGCAUCCAGCAGUAGGCUCUCUGAGCUCCCUCAAAGAGUUGAAAGCAACAGAAUGAGCAUGGUUUAUGCAACACCGCAGAGCAAACAAUCCUUCGGAAAGUUGAACAUUCCUAAACCCCAGUCUGUCACAUCCGAGAGAAGAACCAGCUUUUUUGGUAGUCGGACCAGUGGGGCUGGCAUGGCUCGCAACAGCGCCUUUGGUGCCUUUGGAGGUGCAGAGAAGAUGAAGGAUCCCCGUCCCUUACACGAUAAGGCCUAUGUUCAGCAGUGCAUCAGACAGUUGUGUGAGUUUCUGUCAGAGAAGGGCUUUCCGGGUUCAAUGUCAGUCAAGUCUCUCCAGUCGCCCUCCACCAAGGAGUUCCUAAAGAUCUUUGAGUUCAUCUACUGCCUCCUGGACCCCACCUUCCAGWUGCCCACCUCCAAAGUGGAGGAAGAGGUCCCCAGGAUUCUCAAAGACUUGGGGUAUCCAUUUGUUCUCUCCAAAAGUUCCAUGUACUCUGUGGGGGCACCACAUACGUGGCCCCAGGUCUUGGGGGCUGUUGUCUGGCUCAUCGAUACUGUGAAGAUCUUUUGCAGUAUGAGUGAUCAGGACCUGCUCUUUGCUGAUUUCUCUGACGGAAGCACUGAGAUUGAGGAUGGGGUUGAGUUCAACAAGGUACAGAGCCAACUUACAACAAAACCCAUUUGUUUCCCCGAACCCUCUGUGGUAGAUCAGGACUUGCUGAUCACCAACAACUAUGAGACGGCCAUGAGGACAGCCCAGAACUUCCUCUCGGUGUUCCUCAAAAAGUGUGGCAGUAAGCAGGGGAGCGAGGAGGACUACAGGCCUCUGUUUGAGAACUUUGUCCAGGACCUGCUCUCCACGGUCAACAAGCCAGAGUGGCCCGCUGCGGAGCUACUGUUGAGCCUGUUAGGCAGACUGCUGGUGCACCAGUUUAGUAACAAGCAGACGGAGAUGACCCUGAGGGUUGCCUCCCUGGACUAUCUAGGCACGGUGGCCGCUCGCCUGCGCAAAGAUGCCGUCACCAGCAAGAUGGACCAGCGAUCCAUUGACCGCAUCCUGAAAGAGACCCAAGGUGACGACGAGACCCAGCAACUGCAGAAAGCCCUUCUGGACUACAUGGAGGAGAACACAGAGACCGACCCUUCRCUAUUGUUUGCCAGGAAGUUCUACAUAGCGCAGUGGUUCCGCGACACCACCAUAGAGACAGAGAAGACCAUGAAGAGCCAGAAACGGGACCGGGAAGAGGACUCGUCGGACGGCCCUGGCCACCACGCCAAGGACAUCGAGACCAUUGGGGAGGUCAUGCAGCGGGCCGAGGCGCGCAAGAAGUUCCUCCGCAAGAUCAUAAAGACGGUCCCCUCCCAUUUCAUCACCCUGAGAAUGAACUCUGACACGGUGGACUACGACGACUCCUGCCUCAUCGUCCGCUACUUAGCCUCCAUGAGGCCGUUCGCCCAGAGCUUUGAUAUYUACUUAACCCAGAUCUUGCGAGUCCUGGGGGAGAGUGCAAUCGCUGUCCGGACAAAAGCCAUGAAAUGUCUGUCUGAGGUGGUUUCUGUGGACCCUAGCAUUCUUUCCAGGUUGGACAUGCAGCGCGGGGUGCAUGGCCGUCUGAUGGACAACUCCACCAGCGUGCGCGAGGCGGCCGUGGAGCUUCUGGGCCGCUUCGUGCUGAGCCGACCCCAGCUCACCGAGCAGUACUACGACAUGCUUAUCGAGAGGAUACUGGACACGGGCAUCAGCGUGAGGAAGAGGGUGAUUAAGAUCCUGAGAGAUAUCUGUCUGGAGCAGCCCACCUUCAACAAGAUUACAGAGAUGUGUGUGAGGAUGAUCCGUCGGGUCAACGACGAGGAGGGCAUUAAGAAACUAGUCAACGAAACAUUCCAGAAGCUGUGGUUCACCCCGACACCGGCCCACGACAAAGACACUAUGACCAGGAAGAUUCUCAACAUUACUGACGUGGUCACGGCAUGCAAAGACACAGGCUACGAUUGGUUCGAGCAACUCCUUCAAAAUCUGUUGAAAGUGGAGGAAGACGCUGCCUACAAACCGGCCCAGAAGGCUUGUGUGCAGCUCGUGGACAAUCUUGUGGAGCACAUCCUCAAAUACGAGGAGUCUCUUACAGAAAGUAAAGGAGUGAACUCUACCCGCCUGGUGUCUUGCAUCACCACUCUCUUCCUGUUCAGCAAGAUCCGGGCUCAGCUCAUCGUCAAACACGCCAUGACCAUGCAACCCUACCUGACCACCAAGUGCAAUAACGCCAGCGACUUCAUGGUGAUCUGUAACGUGGCCAAGAUCCUGGAGCUGGUGAUCCCUCUGAUGGAGCACCCUUCUGAGACCUUCCUCACCACCAUCGAGGAAGACCUCAUGAAACUCAUCAUCAAAUAYGGCAUGACGGUUGUACAACACUGUGUCAGCUGCCUCGGCGCCGUGGUCAACAAGGUGACCCACAACUAUAAGUUUGUGUGGUCUUGCUUUAACAGAUACUACGGUGCUCUGACCAAGCUGAAGACGCAGCACCAGGAAGAUCCCAACAGUACAGCUCUGGCUGCCAACAAGCCGGCCCUCCUGCGCUCCCUCUUCACCGUGGGAGCCUUGUGUCGACACUUUGAGUUCGACAUGGAGGAGUUCAAGGGCAUCACCAAGGUGGUAAUCAAAGAGAAGGUGCUGGAGCUGCUGCUCUACUUUACCAAACAUGARGACGAGGAGGUGAAGACCAAGGCUAUCAUUGGCUUAGGCUUCCUGGUGAUCAUGUACCCUAGCCAGAUGUUUUCCCCGGAGGUGAAGACCCUGUACAACGGCAUCCUGGCCGACAGGAGCACCUCGGUCAACUUGAAGAUCCAGGUGUUGAAGAACCUGCAGACCUAUCUGCAGGAGGAGGACUCRCGCAUGCAGGAGGCUGACCAGCAUUGGAAGAAGCUGUCCAAGCAGGAGGACCUGAAGGAGAUGGGRGAUAUCUCAUCGGGCAUGAGCAGUUCCAUCAUGCAGCUGUACCUCAAGCAGGUGCUGGAAGCUUUCUUCCACACCCAGUCCAGCGUGCGCCACUUUGCCCUCAACGUCAUCGCACUCACUCUCAACCAGGGCCUCAUCCACCCCGUGCAGGUAAACAAUGCUUGUUUGGAACAAAAUUAAGCUUUUUUGGCAGUCUAUAACCCUGUCUGUGACACUCUUUCUUUACUGGGAGAAUAUUGGAAUGAAGUGCCCAUUCCAUAGGAUGUUUUCCUCGUACCAGUGUGUUAGCACAGGGGGUCUAAAACCUUUUCUUGCCCAGGGACCCCCUCCCAGGCAAACCGGCGUCCCGGGGACUCCAUCAUACGCUAGCAAAACUUUUUGAUGAUGGCAAGGAGAAGCAAUCAACAUUUUUAAAAUGAAAAGAUUUGGUAGAUAAUUGUAAGAGGAAGUGUUAUUAUUAUUAUUAUUAUUAUUAUUAGCCAGUAAGGUAACUCCAAAAGCAACUGCUAAGAGCAGCUGUUUAGGUUGUUAAACAAAAGUUAGCCAUAGUGUAUGUCCAUGUCAAGAAAGCUUAACCAAUAGCCAGCGGCACGGGUAGCCUAUUCACGAUUGCUUUUUCAGUGUAAUCUGCUCAAUAUUAGUUGAAGUUUACAUUUAGAAAGAGUAUAUCCUAUUUUCUGCUGUAGAUAUGUAAUUCAAACUUAGUUUAUUCUGUUGUUGCAAGCGAUAUUCCUAAAAAACAUAUAUUUUUAAAGUAAUUUUUGUAUAUAUUUUUCUCGAACCCCUUGCGGUACCUCCGCAGACACACGGUUGAAUACCCCUGUGCUAGGAUGUUUUUGAAAAACGUUUUAUACAAUUCGCAAUUGUUUAUACAGAUCUAAAACUACGCUUAAGUCAGCAAUGCUUUAGGCAAAAAAAGCUGGGAAUAUAUUUGGUUUCUCUCUGACAUUCAGAAGCUGAGCUAUGACCUAAAKUCGAGGAGUCAAAGAAAUUGGACUUUGCUUGGAAAGUWAUUUUAUGCAAUGCGUGACUCGCUAUCAAUUGAUUGAAUCACUUUCUGUAAAAUAUUAUGUAUAAUUAAAUUGAGGGUUCAUAUAAAUUAUCAUAAUAAAAACAUUUGUUAGCUAAAUAAUAUUUUGGGAAAUCGGAUCUUUAUUUUCCUUAUCUAUUAUCGUCAAAUAGCCCACCUAAAAAAUGUCAUAAUUCUGGUUAGACUACGUAGAAUUUCAGGAAAUUAGAUUCAAAUCAACAUGCUCCAAGGUCCCUCAAAUUAAACAAAAUCAAGCUGGUGUUUUAUUUACUAUAGGCUAUCACAAUAAAAAUAAAAUUUAAAGGGGGAGGUUUUUUUUCUAAUGUAAAAAGAGGACCCUCUG
Messenger RNA from Salvelinus sp. IW2-2015, 4468 nucleotides. Its product is annotated as nipped-B-like protein A. The record is from RefSeq and is a predicted model, not a curated record. Gene Ontology annotation, cellular component: Scc2-Scc4 cohesin loading complex. Gene Ontology annotation, biological process: regulation of gene expression; embryonic viscerocranium morphogenesis; establishment of protein localization to chromatin. Lineage: Eukaryota; Metazoa; Chordata; Actinopteri; Salmoniformes; Salmonidae. Gene Ontology annotation, molecular function: chromatin binding.